This is a messenger RNA of Salarias fasciatus (jewelled blenny), 1732 nucleotides long. Its product is annotated as 14-3-3 protein zeta-like. The coding region runs from base 262 to 1020 and encodes 252 amino acids. NCBI's taxonomy places the organism in Eukaryota, Metazoa, Chordata, Actinopteri, Blenniiformes, Blenniidae. The transcript is spliced from 6 exons. The record is from RefSeq and is a predicted model, not a curated record.
GAGUUUUGAUUGGUGAUCGGAUGGUGGUGGUCCCGCCCAGUCCCCCCUCACUCUGCUUUAGCACGCUCAGUUGGCUGUGUGCUGCUGCUCUCUAUUUGACUAGUCUCUCCAACCGGAUCAUUGCUGGAGCACAUUUGGACCUCAGCAGAUUGGUGGAGUAACAUCCUGGGCCUGUACUACACCCACUCUUCAGCUUAACAGUCCUUGACUGUCGCAGACCCUCAGAUUCCUGAUCUGUCAGUCCCCAUAGAGUUACAAACUAUGGAGAGAACGGAGUUUAUUCAGAAAGCCAAGCUGGCGGAGCAGGCCGAGCGCUAUGACGACAUGGCAGAAUGCAUGAAGGAGGUUACUGAGAAGGGCCAAGAAUUGUCAAACGAGGAGAGGAACCUGCUGUCUGUUGCCUACAAGAAUGUGGUCGGGGCAAGGCGGUCCGCUUGGAGGGUGAUGUCCAGCAUUGCACUGAAGGCCGAGGGGUGUGAAAAGAAACAGCAGAUGGUCAAAGAUUAUCGGGAGAAGGUGGAGCAGGAGCUGAAGGACAUCUGCAACUGUGUUUUGGGCCUACUGGAUAAUUAUUUAAUUAAGAAAUCCUCGGAGACGGAGAACUCGGAGAGCCAAGUCUUCUAUCUAAAGAUGAAGGGGGACUACUAUAGAUACCUGGCUGAAGUGGCCAGUGGAACAGACAAGUCGAAGAUCAUUGAAAGCUCACAGGGAGCAUACCAGAAUGCCUUUGAGAUCAGCACAGACAAGAUGGUCCCCACGCAUCCCAUCCGCCUGGGCCUGGCCCUCAACUUCUCCGUCUUCUACUACGAGAUCCUCAACUCCCCAGAGAAAGCCUGUGAACUGGCCAAAAAGGCUUUCGAUGAUGCCAUCGCAGAGCUCGACCAGCUAAACGAGGAGUCCUACAAAGACAGCACUCUCAUCAUGCAGCUCCUCAGAGACAACCUGACAUUAUGGACAUCGGACAACGCUGCCGACGACUGCGAUACUGGAGAAGGAGAGACCGGCGAGAAUGAAAACUAAACGCACAAGCCCUCACCGGUGGGAUUAUCUCCAAAACAAACAAAAAUAUGAAAAAUGGAAAGAAAAAAAAAAAACUUUUUACACAUUCUUCAUUCCUCAAUGCUCCACUUAAACAUUCUGCCAAUGAAAUCAUUGCUGAAAAUGGUCAUGUAAGGAAUUAAAUGAAAAAAAAAUUAAAUACAAAUUAAAAAAAAAAAAGAAAACAAAAAAGAACAUUUUGUCACAUUAAGGAUUUGGACAACACCUGGUGGGGAAAAAAAUAAAGAAACCCUCCAUUCCUCUGGUUUGUGUUUGUCCCGGCCUUCCCAUUUGUGCAGUUUCAACUAUAGUAAAGUGAUUGAUAGCUUGACAUGAUCUCCGAUCCCUCGCUCAGUUUUAGAAGCAAAAGCCAAAAUCCCAUCAACUGACACAGUGUGGAUUUAUUCCCAGGUGAAACACGGUGAGACAUUAAAACCAGCCCCACUUUUCUUCUUCUAGCGUGUCGGUCUGGACAGUCGUGUGGUACGGUGAGCAGUAAGCUGAGGUUUAACAUCGAACACGUUUAAUUUCCGUACUGCAGGGAGAGCCAGCGCGCCUCACAUGCUGGAAACAGAUGGUCCAACACAGCCGGGUAGUGCCGACGGUUAACUCCCCACUUUACCACCCCAUCACUGAAGCAUGCCUGUUUGGGAAGGGGCUGGCCAGUUGUGCCUGACCGAAAAAAAAACAAAAC